Didymella exigua CBS 183.55 is the source of this 1500-nucleotide messenger RNA. RefSeq names its product peptidyl-prolyl isomerase CWC27. The record is from RefSeq and is a predicted model, not a curated record. Gene Ontology annotation, molecular function: peptidyl-prolyl cis-trans isomerase activity. Gene Ontology annotation, cellular component: catalytic step 2 spliceosome. Bases 1 to 1500 code for a protein of 499 amino acids. The transcript has a single exon. Gene Ontology annotation, biological process: protein peptidyl-prolyl isomerization; protein folding. NCBI's taxonomy places the organism in Eukaryota, Fungi, Ascomycota, Dothideomycetes, Pleosporales, Didymellaceae.
AUGAGCGCGACAUACAAUCUCGAGCCGAAUCCGACGGCCAAAGUCCUCCUCCACACCACGCGCGGCGAUCUUGAAAUCGAGCUUUUCGCAAAGCAGACUCCCAAAACCUCGCGCAAUUUCCUGCAGCUGUGUCUUGAUGGCUACUACGACGAUACCGUGUUCCACCGUCUCGUUAAGGGGUUCAUCAUUCAGGGAGGAGACCCAACAGGAACCGGUCAGGGUGGAGAGAGCAGCUAUGACAGCGAGCCUUUUGAAGACGAAUUUCACAGUCGGCUGAAGUACACAAGGCGAGGCCUGCUGGGUAUGGCAAAUACAGGAAGGAAAGAUGACAAUGGUAGCCAGUUUUUUUUUACUUUGGCGGCAACGCCAGAGCUGCAGGACAAGAACACCAUGUUUGGCAGGGUAGUAGGUGACACAGUUUACAACUUGAUGAAGAUGGCCGAGGCAGACAUUGCGGAGGGCAGUGAGGAUCGCCCACUGUACCCAAGCAAGAUUACAGGGACUGAAAUUAUUCUCAAUCCCUUUGAGGACAUGGUCAAGCGGGAGAGGGUAGUACAGCGAACAGAGCCCGAGGCAAAAAAAACGAAGAAGCCCAAGAGGAAGGCCGGAAAGAACGUCCUGAGCUUCGGUGCAGAAGACGGGGAGGAUAUGGCACCUGUACUGAAGAAGGCAAAAUUUAAUACGAAGCUUAUCAGCGCGGGAGAGGAGCUGCCAGCAGCAACAAAGGAGAUGUCUGCACCGAAAGCCGCAGAAUUAAAAGCCAUACCCAUCCGCAAACCAUCCAGGAAGUCGCCAUCAAGAUCGCCGUCUACAAGGCCAACAAAAGCCGCAACACCCGUGUCACCGUGCCGCAAAAAGGCACGAUCACCUCCACCACGAGCGCUCUCCCCGGAGUCAGAAAAGAAGUCCAAAAUUGACCGCGUCAACGCACAAAUUGCCGAACUCAAGGCUUCGAUGAAGCGCAAUGCCGGUCCUCAACACGCAGAACAAACGAAGAAGAAGUCCUUGCUUGAGUCUAUGGUGCCAACAUCGACGACACGAGGGAGGAAGCGCGGCGGCGGCGGCAAUGCCGGGCAGGAACAAGCUACACUUGACAUACUGUCGAAGUUCAAGUCAAAAUUGGAGGCAUCAGAGCCAGCAACGCUACCGAAAAAUAAGGAUAUUGUCGCUUCAGGUGAUGUUGAGAUGAAGGAUGACGAUGCCAACGGCGGCAAAGACGGAGAGGAAGAGGCGGUCUGUGACCUGCAUUUCAUCGCUGGGUGCCAGUCAUGUAAGGCAUGGGACAAGGAUGAAGACGAAGAGUCAGACGAUGAUGCAGGGUGGAUGUCACAUUCUCUCAGCUUCGCAAAAGAUAGAUUAGGAAAAAAUCUGGAGUGGAAGAGGAAGAACGAGGAGGAUCUGCUGGUCAUUGAUCCGCUGGAAGAAGCCAAGAGGCAUAAGGCUGAUGCCAAGGGGAAACGAGAGUGGGACGGCGGUAAGGACAAGAAGACAAAAGCAUAA